CGGCGGCGGGCGGGCGGCCCCCCCGGGGGGCGAGGGCCUAGGGCGGGCGGGGCUCCGGAGGCCUUGUCCCUCGCGGGCGGGGCUGGGCUGCACCCAUGGACGACAGCAAAGUAAGCGGAGGCGCCGCGUCGAGCGGGGGGCGGGGGCGGCCCUUCUCCGUCCCGGGAGGCGGUGGCGGGCCGAGGAGCUGCUGGACGACCCCUCUCGUCCCCCGGCCCCGGGCCUGAGAGCUGGGCGUCGUGGGAGUUGUAGUCCAGCAGCUGCUCCCCCCCCCCCCGAGGAAGGCGACUGGAAGGCAGGGAGUCUCUCCAAGCCAUGGGAUUAUUAUUAUAUACCAAAUGUGUGUAUGCCUUAAUCCCAGGGUUGUCAACCCUUUCGGCCCUGCGUGCCCACUUGCGGGUGUCACAGGCACUCUGCUCUCUGCAACGUGUUUUGUUGGUACAAGCCCCAGGCAGCAGGAGCGCAGUCGAGGCAGAAACAUUCUCAAACCAAAUUCUGCCCGUUUGUUUUCUGUCCUGUUAUAAAUUUUGUAAGAACCACCAUGGAGAACUCUUCCUGAUACUGCCCUGACCGAAGUAAAAUGUGUUUCUGCUUUCUAGGUAGCUGGAGGGAAAGUGAAGAAACCAGGGAAACGGGGCCGUAAACCAGCCAAAAUAGAUUUGAAAGCUAAACUUGAGAGGAGCCGGCAGAGCGCGAGAGAAUGCAGGGCAAGGAAGAAGCUGAGGUACCAGUACCUGGAAGAGCUGGUUUCAAGCAGAGAGAGAGCCAUAUGUGCUCUUAGAGAAGAGCUGGAAAUGGUAAUAUGCUUUUUCUCUUUUCCACCUUACCCCCAGUUUUGAGUCAGUUCUUUGGGUCUAGAGCAUAUUAACAGCUUCUGAGUUGUGUGCGUUCAUGCAAGUACAGCCAUACCUCUUGUUGCGUUUGCUUCAGGUUAAAUCUUUUCAGGUUGCGUCCCACAGCGACCUGGAAGUAACGGAACGGGUUACUUCCGGGCCUCGCCACUCGCGCAUGCACAGGCGCGGGUUGUGUUCUGCUCAUGUUGCGAACGGGGCUCCAGAACGGAUCCCGUUCGCAACCAGAGGUACCACUGUAUGCUGUUUUCCCCUGUGGCCAAUGUCAUGUCCACAGGAUCUCUGCUUAGGUGUCUGAGAGCAGGGAGUUGCCACUCUCUACUUGGAAAUGCUUACAUGCCUGAAGGCAUGUCCUGUUCAAGGAAGAGAACAGAAAACUCGUACAGGAUAUGAUUUUUAAGAUAUUUUUAUUAUUACCCAGUUUUCUUAUGACAGCUGAUUUGAAAACUCUUUAUUGAAAGGCAGAAUGUAAUUACUGUAGCCGAGUAAGGGUUGUUGGGACAGAAAAGUGAGAUGCCCUGUACAUCAACAGAGUUGUGUGUACUUAAACAAACAAACAAAUCCAAAUUAAACUCCAAUAAAAGUUUGACACUAUUUAAAUUAAGCAGAUUUCCCAGGUUUAUUGAUUUUUUUGUCAUCCUUUAUUCUGCCAUUUUUGCCACUUGGCAAGGAACUUCGCAGGACACUGAAAAUAUGGCCCUUGACCAAGAAGAAAAUCUUGCCAAGUGACCAACAGACAAGCAAUCAAGAGAAGAACUUGCUGCAAUGCCACAUAGCCCUGCUGAUGAACAUUUCCACACCCUCAGUCCAGUAAUCUCACAUGUACAACUGCAGAAUUCUCUUUUUUAAAAAUAAGAUUUUAUUAAAGUUUUUCCUAAAACAGGAAAAGGAAAGAAACUAAUCUAAAUAAAAACAAAAAUAAACAGAGAAAGAGAGAACAAAACAAAGGAAAACCAAAAAAAGAAGAAAAGAAAAGAUGAGAAGAAAAAUAAAAGGGACUUCUGAUUUUCCAUCUGUCAGUUAAACAAAACAAAAUAUUCACUCUAGAAUGACACCAAGCUGAUCUACCUUCUGUUAGGCAGUAUCUCCCCAAUCUUCCAACCCAAAUAGAUUAAUUCAUCUUCCUUUUUACAUAAAAAGACCAAAAGAGACUCUUCAUUAUUAAUAAAUGUCAACACUUCCGGGGAGGAACAUGGCAGACGAACGUCUUCCUCAAGCAACUUCCCGAUAGAACUAAUUACAUGCUGAUUGCUGAUAGCCAUGGCUUUAAUCUCUGCUAUUGAACAACAGAACUCUAAUGAUCACAACUGAAAGUAAAAAAGUUCAGCCCUCUGCUUUUGCAAUCCAGUUUAUUUUUAUGUUUGUGUUUUUAGUACAAGCAGUGGUGCUUAGCAAUGGAUCAAGGGAAAAUCCCCUCUGAAAUUAAAGCUCUGCUAAGCGGGGAAGAGCAAAGCAAACCACAGCAGAACUUGGCCAAGGUUGGCAAGGCUUCAAAGAUGGAUGCAAACAGUCACAGUUCCUGUAAGUACUAGUUUAUGAAGGUUCUUAUGGCUACGAGAGUAGACCAAGAUGUGCAGAUGGGGAAGAGGGGUCAUAUAGUCUUACUGUUAAGUGCCUCAAGUGCUACACACUGUACAGCAACUUACAUUUAGAAAGAACAUACCUACCUGGAGGCUUAUUAAUAGGGUAAUGUGAAAAUAACAGCAUAGGUCCAUCACAAAAUCAUGGAUUGUCCUGUGAGCACCCUGGCUGAGCAGAUGUGAAGGAGAAGCUGUUUGAGUGCCUUUCUCUUUGUUAGCCAUUCCCUUUUUUAUUAGUUUGUGAACCUGCGGGGAGGCCAACUUAUUUUUUAACUCAUUCACAGAGCUUAGAAAAUUCCAGGUGCUUUCUUAAGGGCUUAUAAAAAUGGGUCGAGGGACAGGGUAGCUCAAGGUCUACCUUUUCCUGUCUUCUUGGUCUCCGUGAUCGGUCUCAGAGGCCUUUCUGGUGAGCUGGGCAGGGACCUGUGAUAUGGCAUUUUCAGUUUCCGACACCUGGACUCCCAGUGCCCCUGCCUGAUGUCUUCUGAGGUGAAGACCUUUUUAUUUGCCCUGACCUUCUAGGUCCAGUUUUUAUGUAUCGGUUUGUCUGACUGCCCCUGGUUUUCUAACCAUGGAUUUGUUAUUUCUGUGUACAGGUGAAACUCAGAAAAUUAGAAUAUUGUGGAAAAGUUCAUUUAUUUCAGUAAUUCAACUUAAAAGGUGAAACUAAUAUAUGAGAUAGACUCAUGACAUGCAAAGCGAGAUAUGUCAAGCCUUUAUUUGUUAUAAUUGUGAUGUUUAUGGCGUACAGCUGAUGAAAACCCCAAAUUAACAAUCUCAGAAAAGUAGAAUAUUAAAUGAAAUCAGCAAAACAAGGACUGCAAAUAGAGCAAUAUUGGACCUCUGAGAAGUAGAAGCAUGCACAUGUACUCAGUACUUGGUUUCGGCCCCUUUUGCAUCAAUUACUGCCUCAACGCAGCGUGGCAUGGAUGCUAUCAGCCUGUGGCACUGCGGAGGUGUUAUGGAAGACCAGGAAGCUUCAAUAGCAGCCUUCAUCUCUUCUGCAUUGCUCGGUCUCAUGUCUCUCAUCUUUCUCUUGGCAAUGCCCCAUAGAUUCUCUAUGGGGUUCAGGUCAGGUGGGCUUGCUGGCCAAUCAAGCACAGUAAUCCCAUGGGCAUUGAACCAGGUUUUGAUACUUUUGGCAGUGUAGACAGGUGACAAAGUCCUAUUGGAAAAUGAAAUCAGCAUCCCCAUAAAGCUCGUCUGCGGAAGGAAGCAUGAAGUGCUCCAAAAUCUCCUGGUAGACGGCUACGUUGACCCUGGACUUAAUGAAGCACAGUGGACCAACACCAGCUGAUGACAUGGCUCCCCAAAUCUCUUUUCUGAUGAGAGCAGCUUUUGCAUCUCACUUGGAAACCAAGGACCCAGAGUCUGGAGGAAGAAUGGGGAGGCACACAAUGCCAGAUGCUUGAAGUCCAAUGUGAAGUUUCCACAGUCUGUGUUGAUUUGGGGAGCCAUGUCAUCAGCUGGUGUUAGUCCACUGUGCUUCAUUAAGUCCAGGGUCAACGCAGCCAUCUACCAAGAGAUUUUGGAGCACUUCAUGCUUCCUUCCGCAGACAAGCUUUAUGGGGAUGCUGAUUUCAUUUUCCAGCAGGACUUUGUCACCUGCCCACAGUGCCAAAAGUACGAAAACCUGGUUCAAUGCCCAUGGGAUUACUGUGCUUGAUUGGCCAGCAAACUUGCCUGACCUGAACCCCAUAGAGAAUCUAUGGGGCAUUGCCAAGAGAAAGAUGAGAGACAUGAGACCGAGCAAUGUAGAAGAGCUGAAGGCUGUUAUUGAAGCUUCCUGGUCUUCCAUAACACCUCAGUAGUGCCACAGGCUGAUAGCACCCAUGCCACGCCGCAUUGAGGCAGUAAUUGAUGCAAAAGGGGCCCAAACCAAGUACUGAGCACAUAUGCAUGCUUCUACUUCUCAGAGGUCCAAUAUUGCUCUAUUUGCAGUCCUUGUUUUGCUGAUUUCAUUUAAUAUUCUAAUUUUCUGAGAUUGUUAAUUUGGGGUUUUCAUCAGCUGUACACCAUAAACAUCACAAUUGUAACAAAUAAAGGCUUGACAUAUCUCGCUUUGCAUGUCAUGAGUCUAUCUCAUAUAUUAGUUUCACCUUUUAAGUUGAAUUACUGAAAUAAAUGAACUUUUCCACAAUAUUCUAAUUUUUUGAGUUUCACCUGUAUGUGCACCCUUCUCCCUUUGGUAGCCACUAUAUGGGAAGCUUUUGCCUGAAGAGUAGGGUGCAGACCCCUCAAAUUAAAAAUAGAAGGCUAAUUAUGUGGUGGAGGGGAAGUGAGGCCACAGUGUGAAGCCAGGUUGGAUGGCUUAUGAAGCAGCUCAAUACUUAUUCAAUUCAUUGAAUUCCGUCCAUACAUUCAACUGAAAGUCCCCAAGUCUUGAGCAAUGAAGCAAUGUACACCCUUAAGUAAACUUGCCUUCUAUGCUUCAUGUAAGGCCAUUGUCUUAACAUCUUGUGGUUGCAUCUUGUCUUUGUCACUUAUUUGCUGGUGGCAUCAAUCUGUAGGAUUGGGAAUGUUAUUCUGUCUUUUGUCCAGCAAAUUUUCUAGUCAGUACCUAAGCAACACUUACAUGUAAGUUCUUGUUUUGCCUAGCCAAUUACAGGUUCUUUAAUGGAUCUUUGAUAGACAAUAAAACACUUAUUGAGGGGAAAACUUUUGUUUGAACAAAAUAAACUUCUAAUGUAAAACUUCCCCAAUCAAUGAACCACUCUCUUACACAUAAAAACAAUCCCAAAUAAACUGUCCCCACAAGACCUUCACCCAGACAAACCAGAUACAGCAUCAGAUCACCAAAUUUCUUGUUCCAGCCAUGGGGAGCCCCUGGAGCAGUUGUGUCUGGUCCGUGAUGCAGCAACAUCAACUAUGUUGUCCUGUACCCAAGCUCUGCAUCAUUUAUACCUGCCAACCCCAACCAGGCAGGGCUGGCUCCUUCCACGGCUGCUACCUGUGGUGAUUAGGGCUCCUUCUGGUCCCAUAAUCUGGGCAAUUGAGCUCCGGCUGGGACACCCACAAGGUCAGGAGUGCUCCUGUGAGGACUUAUGGCCUUAAAGGAAAGGUUGAUUGCGCAAGGCCAAUCUUACGCCUCACAGUGGGUUACUAGACAGAAUAUAAAAGCCUCUUUGCUUUUCUGCAGUCCUAAGCCAUGACUUGGCUUAGCAUGGUGUUUGAACCCGGUUUCGUUCUCCAAGGCAAACCACCACCAUUGGAAAAACCUGCGUUUGGGUUACAGGGUGUGGUUAAUGUGUGGAAAGUUAACCCAGGAGCCUGUGUUUGAAUGACAUGCCAAGCAAUGAUUUAGUACAGCAGAAUGACCCAAAGGAGGAGCAAAUCAGCCAUUAUUUCCUCUCUCAGAGCACAUGCAUUCAUACUAAGAUACAGUUUUAGCUUCACAUGUUGUGCAAGCCAGACCACUACAUGCUUGGUGGGUUGUAUUUUGAACUGAGCGAAGGCAGAGGGGUCAUCAGGAUUACAGUGGUGCCUCGCAAGACGAAAUUAAUCCGUUCCGCGAGUGUCUUCCUCUAGCGGUUUUUUUGUCUUGCGAAGCAACCCUAUUAGCGGAUUAGCGCUAUUAGCGGUUUAGCGGCUAUUAAAGGCUUAGCGGCUUAGCUGCUAAAAGGCUAUUAGCGGCUUAGCGGCUUAGAAAAAGGGGGGGGGGAGCGAAAAAAAAUCUCAAGACUCGCAAGACAUUUUCGUCUUGCAAAGCAAGCCCAUAGGGAAAUUCGUCCUGCGAAGCAACUCAAAAACGGAAAACCCUUUCAUCAAGCGGGUUUUCCGUCUUGCGAGGCAUUCGUCUUGCGGGGCACCACUGUAUCUCACUCCUACAGAAACUGAGUCACUGGCAAAUGGCUCUUUAACCUUCCAUCAGAUAAUUUAAUGCUGGCUAUAACAAAUGUAGAUAAGAUUUCUUGGCUGACUGGUUGAAAUUGUGAAUAGCUAUAAAAUAUUGUUGUAUUUUAUUUCUCUUUCAGGGUGAAGGUGGAACAGCCAAGAUCAAAGUCCCUAUUUUAUACUACCAACACUGAUUUGUAGUCUUUAUGCUAAGCUUCCCUUCCACUAUGAUGUGUGGCAAUGCUGCAUCAGCAAAGAACUUGAUCGUUGAGGUGAAUUACCAAAAUAACCCAAUGGCAAGCCAACAGAAUUAAACCUACAACUUAAAAAAACCCCCAGUUUGUUAUAUAGAUAUAGAAACUACAACUUACGUGUAUGUAGAUAUUUCUGCUGUGACAGUGAAGGAAAUUUCCGAACUUGCUGUUAUAAUUGCUCAUGGUUUAUGUGUUGGAUUUUUCUGUUUAGUAUUCAUAGGAGUGGCUAUUUAAGAAACCAUGUGCAGCAAAGGCUGAGAUCUUGGCCAUCUGGCAUCAAAGUAGUCUGUUAUGUGUAUGGUAUUUAUCUGUGGUCCAUGUUGUAAUAAUAAUUCCAGUUUCCUAUGGUGGGCUGCAAAUAUGUAAUGGGUUUACACUUCUGUUAUUUCUGACCUAGUGCAGCAUUGUGGCUGAGAAUAGGAGGUUCCUGGUUCAAAUCUCGCCUCUGCCAUGAAUUCCCUUAGGCAAGGCAAUUCAGAGUGAUCAUACUGACUUUCUUUCUACAGGGUUGUUUUAAGCAUACAAGCGCUAUCAUGUCUGUGAGAUGCUUUUUGCGUACAUUCCUAUGCAAAACUCCCUGCAGACAAAAAACUAGCACAGGUGCAGGUGGGAAUGGGCUGUUCUGCUAGGUGUGUGCUUGCUUUUUUGGUAGUAAGGAACCAAUCAAAAACAGUAUGUCCCACCUACUGUCUAUAGUGCUAAAGUCCUUCUGUCACCUCAGUCUGCCACCUGUGUAGACCAGGCCUCAGUCAAUGUUUCCCAAACACUUGACAGGCAAAGAACUGUAAAUAAGUGUAUUGUUAAAUCAAGCUUGAAGGGAGACUUUCCAUUCUUUUUCAAAAAGAUAUCUCUGUUUGCAGAAUUAAUGGACAGGCAUUCUCCUUGCAGUUCCAGUUAACAUGGCUUCCCACCCUCCCUUUUGCCCAGUCAGCCAGGGAUCGGGGAUGGCACUGUGUUGGCUGGGUCAUGCCAGCACUCCUGGGAUUCUCCCACACCCACCAGCUCUGGGGCAAGCUCCAUUAGCAGCCCCCUGUGUCCCAUUUCUCCUUUGGGAUGAUGUCACUGUCCACUUAUUGGCAGAGAGCAGGGGAAGGCAGCCCCACACAGGAUCGCUCUGCACUGAGCAGCAUGAGAGUGGUGGUGAAGAUGUCCAACAUAGUGGCUUAAACGUACCUUUAUAAAAAUGGAGCCAUGCUUGUGAGCCCUAUUCCCACAGUUGGUGAAUUGCUGUUCUAUGCCACAGUCAGGCCUCUGGGCCAUCCUCCUCCCAUUCAGGCAUGCCACAUGCCGGCACUCCUUAAGGCUCCCCUACUGCAGGCCUACCCAGCCACGGAUUAAUUUGACCUAUUAAAUUAAAUCUUUCAAGGGUUCAUUGUUUUGUGACAUGAGAUGGCCCUUUUUACACCCAAGUGAAACUAUCUCCUUGAAAGUAAAAUGCUGCUGGAGUGUAUCUGAACAGGCACCCUUUUGCUUUAGACUUCUUUAGCUUGUGUAACUGUGUGCCUGUUUGGAACCUGCUUAUUGAUGCUAUCAUUGAGUCAAAACCUAAUGCAUUAUUCCUUGCUUCCUCAACGCACCCAAGGAGCAGCUGAAUGGGAAUGGGGUGGGAUGGCAUUUCUCACCUGGCUGGCUGACAGCUGGAGAAAGAGAGGAAGAGAAAUGGUCUGCCUAUCUCUCAUCACAUUGACUUUGCUCUUGCUGAAGUGACUUCAUUAGUGGGACCGCGCAUAAAUUAACAAGAGGGUGAACUGGGGUGGGGGGGCGUAUUUUAGGCAGCAUGUUGAGUAGACGUAUUAUAAGAGGCUGACUCCAUGCAGGGCUUUUGAUGCAGGAUGCCCUGCAGACUCCAUUUAGAGCAGAGCUUUCCAAACUUUUCAUGUUGGUGACACACUUUUUAGACAUGCAUCAUUUCGCGACACAGUAAUUCAGUUUUACUAGCAAACUCGAGGUCAAACUAACCCCUUAUAAGAUCGUUCACGUGACACACCUACACAUUAAUGUGUUGUGACACACAGUUUGGAAAGCUCUGAUUUAGAGUCUGACUGUAGCAUUGUGCAUCAGAAAGGGAAAAUUUAAUCUCUUUCAGCUUGAUGUCUUGGAUCACUCACAUAUAUUUGCUGUGAAGAAAACACUUAAAUUCUUGUAAGACUCCCAAGUCUGUCCUUUUUUGUUUUAUAUUAAAGUGGAUGUAACUUCAAACAUUUGUUCACUUUUUAUUAGCAGGGGUAACAAAAAGCUCUUCAUAGGGUGGGGGCAGAAAGAAGGACUGUGUUGAACACUGUCCUCUGCACUUCAGGGCCAGAACAGCUAUGACAUUAAGUGCUUUUAGUAUAUUCCUGCCCUGCCCUGUCCCACCCCUUAACAAGGGUG
Messenger RNA from Podarcis lilfordi (Lilford's wall lizard), 8889 nucleotides. The record is from the annotation of a GenBank genome assembly. Lineage: Eukaryota; Metazoa; Chordata; Lepidosauria; Squamata; Lacertidae.